AUGUCGACGACCAAAGGUGCCUCGCCAAUCGAAUCCAUUCGAGAGUGCGAAACCGCGAGGUACGAUGAAUUACUUCGCGCCACAUGUCGCCCAAUCGGCCAAGUCACCAGCGCAGACCUCUCUGUGUGCCCCGAUCCGAUUCUCACAAGUCUUGCUCAGCUCGCGACUUACCGCACCGCGACAGAGAGAUCACUCAUAUCUUUAUUCGACAAGAACGAACAAUACAUCAUUGCCGAGGCGACCCCCACAACGUCCUUGAUACCGAACCUUGCAACGGGUCAAGAUGGCGACGAGUUCUGGCUUUCUGGAACACACAUAGCACGCAAAGAUGGUGUCUGUGAUUAUACAUUACGGGUCAUCGAGGACACGUUGCACGAAACUGGGUCUGACGAACUCCCUGCUGUCAUAGUUCAAGAUCUAGUCACGGAUCCUCGAUUUUCCUCAAGCCCCUACUGCCAACCCGGUACCAUUGCCAGGUUCUACGCCGCUGUGCCAAUCCGAUCGCCUCGUGGCGAAUCUCAACCUACUCCCUAUGAGUUGCGGCCUGCCAUAAGAACCUUUAAUUCCGAUAGUCCAGAGAUCAACCACAAGAGCUCGGUAGUCACCAAUCCAUUCCUCCAAGCAGCCAUUGUCAUUGCAGAGUCUCUCCAAAUCGAUGCGUGUAUGUUUUUCAGUGGAGAUUCCCGUGAGUUGCACGCCGCAAAUUCAUCCGCGACCAAGACCGAAGACAAGAACUCUCUCGAGACAUCGCCGCACAGUCCCAUUAUUUGCAGUGGUGACAAGAUGAAGCAUCAUGUAGCUGUUCAGUCAUUACUCCCUUGCCAGGUCCUUGGUUCAUCAAGUGCCGACAGCACCAAUCUUUCCAGAGACAGUGCCUUAUCCCAAAUGUUCCUUGCACAACUCUUUAAAAGAUAUCCAGAAGGCUGCGUGUUUGACUUCCGGUCGAACCAGAAUGUCAACUUCAAUCGACCACCUACCUCGGAAGACCAUGCACGCCCUGACACCAAACAAGACAGCCAAGGGUUUAAACACUCGAGAGCCAACUCAGACGACGGUCUGGACGAACUAAUUCAUGAGAAAACCCAUGUUCUAAACGCCUUCCCCAAUGCUCAGACUGUCGCUUUCACCCCGAUCUGGGAUCCCCAAAAGGGCACUUGGGCGAUUGGCGGCUUUAUGUGUUCAACAAAACCUCACUUUGAGUUUGACAAGGACAGCGAACUGCCAUUUUUGCGGGCCAUUGGAACUCUUGCAGCAUCAGAAGCAUUUCGUUUGGAAACUUCAGCCGCUGAUAAAGCCAAGUCAGACAUCCUCGGGUCAAUUUCGCACGAGCUAAGGUCACCUCUCCAUGAGCAUCUACUGGACUUUUCCAAAGUGAAUCAAACUGCGCAACAACAAAACCCACUCAACAGCGUUCAGAAUCAGUCGAACCCGAACGGUACCGGCGCAGGGGGCUUGGCCCGCCCUGUCAGUCUUGAUCUCCUUGUUGAGGAUGUAAUGGAGAGUGUCUCUGCUGGCCAUGACUACCAGUGUCUGUCGAUGGCGGAAGUCUUCGUUAACUCGAAGCCCCGCAAACACUCUGAUAUACGCGCUAUUCGUCAGUUGGAUUCGAUGCAGGCUGCUGAAGAGCUCAACCCUACAGGCAGUAGCAAUGACCUGGAUCAACUGCAGAAACGGGACGUUUCUGUCUUCUUGCUCUAUGAUCCGGCUUGUUCGUGGUAUUUCCAUACGGUUGCAGGGGCUAUACGUCGCAUUGUCAUGAAUAUAUUCGGAAACUCUCUGAAAUAUACGUCGCAAGGCAUCAUCACUGUUUCUCUCACUCAGAGUGAACCCUCAAUUGCCGGAAGUCAAGAGCGAACGGUGACACUGGUUAUUGAAGACUCGGGACGAGGGAUCAGCGAGGAGUUUCUCAAAAACGGUAUUUUUAAACCGUUCUCACAAGAAGACGAACUCUCGACUGGCACAGGUUUAGGACUGAGUUUUGUUCAAAAGCUCACAUCCCAGCUUGGUGGCAGAAUCUCUAUUGUUAGUCAGCACAACGUCGGUACUAAAGUCACUGUGUCAUUGCCCUUGACCUUAUCACCUAUUCAAGAGCUGCCAGCAGAGCAACCCGCUGAGGGUCAAAACACAUGUCGUGGUCUACGUGCUCGAGUGGUCAACAAUGUCAAAAGUCUAGGCCAUGCGUCUCCGAUAGUCUCAGCGGAGGAUGCUGUGCUCGAAACGUUGUGCUGCGACCAUAUUGGCAUGAAACUGUGUACCGAAUCUGAUGCUGAUCGCCUGGCUCCCGACGUUAUCAUCGUCACCAACCCUACGAUAUAUGAUCUUUGUCGUCCAGCCAAGCCAUGGCGUGGCUUACCAGUUAUUGUUCUUUGCUCCAACGCGCUGGUCGCCCACAAGUAUGAAUCAGCUUGCAAACUAGCUGGUCAAACGCAAUUACACGAUUUUAUUUCGCAACCCCUCACUCCACUGAAAUUGGAAAAGGCCAUAUCAAGGGUGAUAGGGUUGUGGGCUGAACUACAAGAUGCGCCUCGGAUGUCUGUGCCGAUGCCGCUACACAGCCCGUAUACUCCUGAUACUUCUGCAACAACAUCACUUCCAAGCCCAUCAGAAACAGCGUCCUUGGGUAAACCAGCAACACCAGCCACAAUAAACAGUCCAUUUGGAACUCUAACUGUGGCUGAUAACUAUUUCCAGGUCCCUCGGUUUCUACUAGUUGAAGACAAUCCGAUUAAUCUGAAAAUACUUACAUGUUUUAUGAACAAGUUGAAGCAGCCAUAUGAAACGGCAACAAACGGUGAGGAGGCUGUUGCUUCCUAUAAAGCGAAUCCAGGUUUUUUCUCAUGUGUUUUAAUGGAUAUAUCGAUGCCAGUCAUGGACGGACUUGAGGCAACUCGCCAAAUACGCGCUUUCGAGCGGUAUAGCAAUCUUUCACCCGCUUUGGUGUUGGUCAUCACUGGGUUGGGAUCUCAAAGUACACGAGAUGAAGCUACCCGUAGCGGAGUAGACUCUUACAUUACCAAGCCCGCCAAGCUUAAAGAACUAAAGGAGGUCCUCAAGAGUCACGGAUUUACUAUUUAG
Molecule: messenger RNA, 3075 nt
Organism: Fusarium graminearum PH-1
Lineage: Eukaryota; Fungi; Ascomycota; Sordariomycetes; Hypocreales; Nectriaceae
Exons: 5
Coding region: 1-3075 (1024 amino acids)
Biological process (GO): protein autophosphorylation; phosphorelay signal transduction system
Molecular function (GO): phosphorelay sensor kinase activity; histidine phosphotransfer kinase activity
Source: RefSeq, a predicted model, not a curated record